Messenger RNA from Megalops cyprinoides (Indo-Pacific tarpon), 4384 nucleotides. RefSeq names its product G protein-coupled receptor kinase 3 (gene grk3). The coding region runs from base 2241 to 4307 and encodes 688 amino acids. Lineage: Eukaryota; Metazoa; Chordata; Actinopteri; Elopiformes; Megalopidae. The transcript has 21 exons. Gene Ontology annotation, molecular function: ATP binding; G protein-coupled receptor kinase activity; G protein-coupled receptor binding. Gene Ontology annotation, biological process: G protein-coupled receptor signaling pathway; protein phosphorylation; regulation of signal transduction. The record is from RefSeq and is a predicted model, not a curated record.
AGUGGGGCUCUCACAGUUUGACUGCGAGAAUACACUGGCUCACCGGAGCGAUACACACCGGACACACUUAAACGGUUGGGACUGGCCAACAGUUUCACACGGAUAAAGAGGACGGAAUCGCAAAUUAUCUUCGAUUUAUAGGAUACGCAGAAGACAUAAGAGAGAGAGACGAGAGGAAACACCAAGACACCCACCGAUGUUGUCGGCAAUGAACCAGCCCGUGCGACUCCAAUGAAAGACAGCAGCGCCCCGAAUGCGGAUGCUUAGGACAAGAGGAAAUUGUCUUAAGGGAGGAAAAGCAACAUUGACGAUUUUGGGGGGUUGCAUUUUGGGAAAGACAUUGAAGGCGGGUACAAUGAUUGCUGCACAUUAAUGAACCAACUCUCGAUAGUAUAGCUAGCUAGCUAGCUAGCUGGAACCUAGCUAGUUUCCAGUGUCGUUUGCACGGAUAGAGCAGGGAAAAUGAAGUUUCGCAAGAGCUAACGCUAGCUAACCAGCUUACAUUUCCUGCAAAUUUCCAUCUUGAGUUAUCUUAUAAUAAACAGAGGAAAGCGAGAGGGUGAGGCAGCAAGGGCGAUCGUCUCCUAUCGUUAUUACAACUACCACUAGGGAGACAGCUUUCCAGUUAGUGAGGCAGCUAGUUGGCUAGCAAGCUAGCUAGCUAAUUUCCCUUUUCGGUCGUCCCCUCCCCCUCCACCACCAUAUGCGAAAAAAACGAUAGCAGAAAAAAAAAACUCACAAGACAAGAGAAAAUAGACGGAACCCGGAGAGCUUGGUUGUGUGCUAGGUUAUAUGCAGCCAAUGGUGAGAUGGGGAGAAUCUGAUUGAAGAAGAAAAGCUAGCUAGCUAGUGACUUCGGUUGGUUACAUUUUGAACUUGAUCUGCCAGCUAGCUGGCGUAUUAGCUAGCUAGUUAUUGCUAGCUAGCUAGCUGUAUAUCGAGCCAGUCGGGGGACGGUCAAUAGCAAACCCCCUUCCCUUAUCAACCAAGAAAAUGGAGAAGCGCUCGUCGAUUCCUUUGCUGUAGUUUUGCCUUGUCAAUUUAAUACACUACGUUUCUGUCAAUGUAUCAUUUUGGCUGGCCAGUUACAUAUGAUCAACAUUAAAUGCACUUCACUUGAAUAUUAUCCCAAGAGCUAUCAAUAUCUAUUUAGGCUGCCAACUAUAGCUAUCGAUGCCUCCUUUCUGUGCGGCGCAAGAGAUCGGCGAUACAGGAAGCAAACAACGGAAGCGAUGAAAAAAUAACAUUGUGGGAUGAAUUGGAGAAAAACUCUUUUAGGUUAUUUUCUUCCGCAUAUCCACUGUUCAUCUUAAAUUGCAAGUUGUUAUUUGGAAAAUGAAGCAACACUAACCCAUGAGUUCAUCUUCAUGAUGCAUUUGAUUUCUUGCGAGCUAGCCAGCUAGAUAGCAACGUUUUAUAAAUUAGCUCUGUUUUACUUUUUGUUUUACUGUUAUUGUGGAUGGAUUUGGUCUGUUGUCAAGAUUAGCGUACCAUCUAGCUAAUUUAUUGGCUUUUGUGAAAGCGAACUGGUACAUCCUGGCUGUUUAUGCCUGAAAUUCCCUGUUUGAUUUCAUAUUAUCGAAGCACCCAGUAAUAGCUAGCAAGUAGCGUACGAAUUAUUGGUGUCAUACCGCAGUAUUUUGUAGUUGGGUCAGUGGUUUUGACAGUUGGUUAGCUGGCUAGAUAGCCAUACUGUUACUCAGCCAUCAGUUACCCAACUACAACAACCAGGCGGGUUAUCUCAGUGAAGUAGCUACCGUGGAAGAGGGGGUGGGGGGCAGUUAAGUGAAAUAGCUAGCUAACUAUUAAUCUUUCUUCUCCGGUUAGGUAGUCAGAUAUACCUGUUAUCAUUUGGAAACAUCUUACAGUUUACCUUAUGUGGAUAUUUAUGGAACGGUUCCUUCUUUGCAGAAGCCAAAAUAACACCUUUUCAAUCAGUAGCUAAGGAUUUUUUCCUCCCUCGAAUAUGUUUAUUUUUAUUAUCUGUCAUAAUGUCUUUUUUGAGAGAUUGUAAGUAUUGGACCUAGACGAAGAGAAAGACGCUCAACCCGAGGGACAGACUGAUCCUCCGACCCUUACUCCCGGAUCUCCUUUUCCCCCGCUCUGUCCCUCUUGGAUCCCUCUCGUCCUGUGGGAAUUGGAUUUUGAUCGUGCAGUAUUUCACUGGACAUUCGUUUCUCUAUCUCUCCGGACAUUCCCACGGCUGGUGUUGUAUCGAUUCGGUCGAUCCAGGGUUGAAGAUGGCGGACCUCGAAGCAGUUCUCGCCGAUGUCAGUUAUUUGAUGGCGAUGGAGAAGAGUAAGUCUACUCCAGCAGCCAGGGCGAGUAAGAAAAUCAUCCUCCCCGAACCCAGUAUUCGGAGCGUGAUGCAGAAAUACCUGGAGGAGAGAGACGAGCUGACAUUUGACAAAAUAUUCAACCAGAAGAUCGGGUUCCUGCUGUUCAAGGAUUUCUGUAUGAAUGAGAUCGAUGAGGCGGUCCCCCAGCUUAAGUUCUAUGAAGAGAUUAAGGAGUACGAGAAGCUGGACUCGGAGGAGGAGAGGCUCUGCCGCAGCCGGCAGAUCUACGACGGGUACAUCAUGAAGGAGCUCCUGUCUUGCUCGCAUCCCUUCUCCAAGAAAGCAGUAGACCAUGUCCAGACUCACCUGGCCAAGAAGCAGGUGCCUCCCUCUCUCUUCCAGCCCUAUAUCGUGGAGAUCUGUGACAGCCUGCGAGGGAGUAUCUUCCAAAAGUUCAUCGAGAGUGACAAAUUCACUCGCUUCUGCCAAUGGAAGAAUGUAGAGCUCAACAUCCACUUGACAAUGAAUGACUUCAGCGUUCACCGGAUCAUCGGCAGGGGUGGCUUUGGAGAGGUUUACGGCUGCAGGAAGGCGGACACGGGCAAAAUGUAUGCCAUGAAGUGUCUGGAUAAGAAGAGGAUUAAGAUGAAGCAGGGCGAGACGCUGGCACUCAAUGAGAGAAUCAUGCUGUCUCUGGUCAGCACUGGGGACUGUCCGUUCAUUGUGUGUAUGACAUAUGCCUUCCACACUCCUGACAAGCUCUGCUUUAUCUUGGACUUGAUGAACGGUGGGGACCUGCACUACCACCUCUCUCAGCACGGGGUCUUCAGUGAGAAGGAGAUGCGCUUCUAUGCCGCUGAGAUCAUCUUGGGCCUGGAGCACAUGCACAAUCGCUUUGUUGUCUACAGAGACCUCAAGCCAGCCAACAUCCUCCUGGACGAACACGGCCACGUGCGGAUCUCUGACCUGGGUCUCGCCUGCGACUUCUCCAAGAAGAAACCUCACGCCAGCGUAGGGACCCACGGUUACAUGGCCCCCGAAGUACUGCAGAAGGGCACGGCCUACGACAGCAGCGCUGACUGGUUCUCUCUGGGCUGCAUGCUCUUCAAACUGCUACGAGGGCACAGUCCAUUCCGACAGCACAAGACCAAAGAUAAACACGAGAUCGACCGCAUGACGCUCACCAUGAAUGUGGAGUUGCCAGACUCUUUCUCUGCGGAGCUCAAGUCUUUGUUGGAAGGACUGUUACAACGAGACGUGGCAAAGAGGCUGGGCUGCCUAGGACGGGGGGCCUCGGAGGUGAAAGAGCACCUUUUCUUCAAAGGGAUAGACUGGCAGCAGGUCUAUCUCCAGAAGUACUCCCCGCCCCUGAUUCCUCCUCGGGGGGAGGUCAACGCCGCAGACGCCUUCGACAUCGGCUCCUUCGAUGAGGAGGACACCAAGGGCAUCAAGCUACUGGACAGCGACCAGGAGCUUUAUAAGAACUUCCCCUUGGUGAUCUCGGAGCGCUGGCAGCAGGAGGUGGCAGAGACCGUGUACGAGGCAGUCAACUCCGACACCGACAAGAACGAGGCCCGCAAGAGAGCCAAGAACAAGCAGCUGGGCCACGAGGAGGACUACGCGCUAGGGAAGGACUGCAUCAUGCAUGGCUACAUGCUGAAGCUGGGGAACCCCUUCCUGACCCAGUGGCAGAGGAGAUACUUCUACCUGUUCCCCAACCGCGUAGAAUGGCGAGGGGAGGGCGAGUCUCGGCAAAACCUGCUGACCAUGGAGCAGAUCGUGACGGUGGAGGAGACGCAGAUUAAAGACAAGAAGUGCAUCCUUCUGAGAAUCAAGGGGGGGAAGCAGUUUGUCCUGCAGUGCGAGAGCGACCCCGAGUUUGUGCAGUGGAAGAAGGAGCUGACCGAAGCCUUCACCGAGGCCCAGAAGCUGCUGCGCCGCGCCCCCAAAGUCAUCGUCAAGAGCCGCACGGGCGUGGUCGAGCUGUCCAAGCCUCCGCUCACGCACCGCAACAGCAACGGCCUGUGAGCCGCCAGACACGCUCCUCCCCCUCCCCUCCUCCCACCUAUGCCCUCACCCCUCACCCUGCUCUCCCCAGCUGACCG